AUGGCGCUGGGCCCGAGAUGUCAGGACAGCCGGUGCACGAGCGCUCGCGCCACGCGCUGGGCCACCCUCCGGCUUCCGAAGAGCCCUCCUGACCUUGGGCCCUCACACGAGGCCCGGGACCCGGGGCUGAAGGUUUUGGGAUUUGAAAUCGAUGCGGUGAACUCUGUCCAGUUUUCAAACCACACAGGCUAUGCUCACUGGAAGGGCCACGUGCUGAACUCCCAGGAGCUCCACGAUCUGUACGAAGGUCUGAAGCUGAACAACGUGAAUAAGUAUGACUACGUGCUCACAGGUUACACAAGGGACAAGUCCUUCCUGGCCACUGUGGUGGACAUUGUGCGGGAGUUGAAGCAGCAGAACUCCAGGCUGGUGUACGUGUGUGAUCCCGUGAUGGGGGACAAGUGGAGCGGCGAAGGAUACAUGUACGUUCCAGAGGACCUCCUUCCAGUGUACAGAGAGAAAGUGGUGCCGGUGGCAGACAUCAUAACUCCCAACCAGUUCGAGGCUGAGUUGCUGAGCGGCAGAAAGAUCCACAGCCAGGAAGAAGCGCUAGUGGUGAUGGACAUGCUGCACGCUAUGGGCCCCGACACCGUGGUCAUCACCAGCUCUGACCUGCCCGCCCCCCGGGGCAGUGACUACCUGAUCGCCCUGGGCAGCCAGAGGAUGCGGAGGCCCGACGGCUCCACGGCCACCCAGCGGAUCCGCAUGGAGAUGCGCAAGGUGGACGCCGUCUUCGUGGGCACCGGGGACCUCUUUGCCGCCAUGCUCCUCGCGUGGACCCACAAGCACCCGGACAACCUGAAGGUGGCCUGUGAGAAGACUGUAUCUGCCAUGCACCACGUUCUGCAGAGGACCAUGCAGUAUGCACAAGCUCAGGCCGGGGAAGGGCAGAAGCCCAGGCCGGCGCAGCUGGAGCUGAGGAUGGUCCAGAGCAAGAAGGACAUCGAGGACCCUGAGAUCGUUGUGCAGGCCACGGUGCUGUGAGGGCCGCGCUCGGACGCACAGCGCGGCGGUGUCUUCAUGUUCAUCCCUGUGAAAAACACCUGACGUCUGCCUUAGAGCCACGACCUAAACUUGACAUUGUUCCUUCAUGAGUGUCGGGUCUCCGCUAGUCUCAAUUGUGAAAACGUGCCACUGUGCUCUUCCAAAAAUCCACAAAGCUGUCAUAGAAAUUUGUGAUUUGGAAACCUGGUCUCUGCCCCAGCUGUGUGGACCGGCUUGGGGUCCCGCGGGCACCCACGCCUGCCGUCCGGGGGGCCUUGUGUUCGGCUGUUAUUCUGAGAUCGCCAGAUACCUGUAUUGUCACCCCGUCUCCUGUCCUGUGCCCGCUGCAAUUCUCGCGUCUUCAUUGCUGCUCCCCGGGUCUCUGGGACGUGCGGUCCGCGAGGUGGGCCCUGUGAGGACAGGUUGGUCAGUGUGUCCGCCUUCACACACCCCGUGCACAGGGUGCUGCUGCUGCUCAGGUGGUUUGAGACGUGAGGAGCCGCGUUAGGUUUUUGUCCAAACGCUCCCAGUCUGCCUUGCGGUUGUCGAGUGGAGGCGCUGCGUGUGUAGACCGCAGGGAGGCGGAGGAGGCGUCUGCCCGCGUGGCAUACUUCACUCCCAGCCCGUGUGUGUCCUGUGCGGGGCCAGCGGCCCUCACUGCCAACUCUUCCCCUCGGGAGUCUUCCAAGGGGACAUGUGUCACCCUGGGGUGGGGCAGCCGCCAGACCCCAGAGUAGGCUGCGACAUUGAAGGCUAUAGUGUACGCUGGACACAAGUCCAGCUGUCCACUGCUCAGUGGGACCAGGCAUGGCCACAAGUGGGACUUCCUGGCUCUGGUCUGCCCCCACCCCGCAGCCCUAUGCCCGGGUCCUGGGAAAUCUGCUUCCUUCAGAAGUAUCCUUCCCACUGGAGUCAGCCUCACCAGGUGAAGAACUGGGAGCAGGCUGGGUAUGGCUCGGCCCAGGGCAGGGUUCAGUGAGGGCCUGGGUUCUGUCUGCAGCACUGCAAGAACACGAGAAUCUUAUCUGGCGUCUGAAGUGGCACACGCAAGGAGGCGCUGGUCCCUGGGGCCCAGCCCACUCCUCCCCCCAUGACCGCGCCCCCUGGGCGCCUGAACGCACGGGGUCCACACUUGGCUGCGGCUGGCUGGUUCCCUGCUGCCAAGCAGAGCAGACCUGUGUUUCCUGCCCACAGUCACCUGCGCCUCCGUGGGGCCUUCCACACCACGCAGUGGCCAGGGUGGCAUGUGGCCACUGGUGAUGGGUGAGGGACGUCCCCUACCCCAAGCACAGGCCUGGGGGCAGUGCCUGUGUACAUCUCCAGGGAGGUGGGGAAGGGUCCCGGGCCGUGUGGUGCGGCGCGCCUUGGUUUCCUGACUCAAGCCGGGGACGGAGCUGCAGCAGGGGAAGUGGGAGGCGCAGUGCUGAACGUUGGUCCCGUGUGUGUAAGGUCCUAAGCCCCUGCCCAGAAAGCGGACCUGAGCUGUGCAGGUCUCGGGACCCUGGUGCCCCAGCCCUGGGGUUGAGGGUCCCUUGAAGGUGGCUGUGGACCCGGCGUGGCUCCUGGGUGCGGUAACACAAGCUAGCAAGUCAGAAGCUCGAGGAGCGCGGGCGCAGGCAGCCGCUUCCUUAGCGGAAAGCGCUCCAUCCUUCCUUAACCCGCUGUUGAAACUGAGGACUACUUUAAAGAAGAUCUGUUUAGAGUCACGCUUAGUCCUGCAAGGUAACUCCUGUCUCUUAUUUUUGCAGUGUAAGUUAGUGAUUGUGCGGAGAGUGCUUUGCUUUGUGUCCUUAAGCUUGUCAGAGCCAGGUUUUAAAGGUCACUUGGUUGUGGUGGAGGCCACCGAGCGUGA
Molecule: messenger RNA, 2836 nt
Organism: Dipodomys ordii (Ord's kangaroo rat)
Lineage: Eukaryota; Metazoa; Chordata; Mammalia; Rodentia; Heteromyidae
Gene: Pdxk
Product: pyridoxal (pyridoxine, vitamin B6) kinase
Exons: 12
Coding region: 1-984 (327 amino acids)
Biological process (GO): pyridoxal 5'-phosphate salvage
Cellular component (GO): cytosol
Molecular function (GO): pyridoxal kinase activity
Source: RefSeq, a predicted model, not a curated record